AUGAACCCCCUAGAAUUGUCUGGCAUACCUACGUCUUUCAAACCACCACCUGUGCCAUAUUUUCUUUGUGAAUAUUGCCAAAAAAUUUCAGAUACCUGUUAUUUUUGCUUGAACCAGACAUCGAAUUUUGAAAGAAAACUAUAUCAAUUUCAAUUGUAUAAUGAACCCAACAACUUGCCAAUUGAAGAAGUUGUCAAGCAUUGUGAUAAGUCGUUCAUAUAUGAGGAAAACAUAGAUAAUGCAGAUAAGAUUUACGAACCCUAUAUUACACGGUGUAAAGUCGAAGAUGAAUAUGAUGUUGAAGGAAAACGGAAAAAGAAAGACCAUCCUGGAUUUUGUAAAUAUUGCAUUAUUGAAGGUGCCCAAUGGGACUCUAAUUUUUAUGAACGUAAUAAUUCAAGAUAUAGGGGCCAUAUGAUAAAUACACACGGCAUCCAUCCUAAUGGCACACGUUGCAAAUUGCCAGAAACUGGUGUUUUCUGUUACAAAUGGAUAAGAAACCAUUGGUUUGAAACAAGCGGGUUUUUCUGUCCCUAUAUAGGUUGUAACGAACCACUAACCUUAGGAGAAAAGGGCCAUGGAUUUCAUGAAUAUCUUAGACAUUGGAGUAAAUGCCAUGCUGAUGGAUGA
Messenger RNA from Pichia kudriavzevii, 630 nucleotides. RefSeq lists its product as uncharacterized. Lineage: Eukaryota; Fungi; Ascomycota; Pichiomycetes; Pichiales; Pichiaceae. The record is from RefSeq and is a predicted model, not a curated record. The coding region runs from base 1 to 630 and encodes 209 amino acids. The transcript has a single exon.